AAUUACACAUCGAGGCUCUGAUAUCAAACCCAGUGUUCAAUUGUUCGUGAAGCGGAAUGUUGGAGCGAUCGUGUGAAAACAAAAUUUGAAAAAUUUCCCGAUAACAAUAUCACAUAUUCGAUUGUGUUUUCUUCGUACAUUCCUAUUUAUUUUUUUCUACAAUCGACAUUUUUUUAUUUAAUAUUUCUAAGAAUUGCAUUUAUGACGUUCCGUUUUAAGCAUUACAAAAAAACAAAAUGCUGAAACAACCGAUUAAAUUGCUGAGCGGUGCUUUUCCGAUCGUACAGUGGCUGCCCAAGUAUACGAUCCAGAAGGCUGUUUGCGACUUGAUAGCUGGUAUUACGGUAGGACUGACUCUCAUUCCUCAAUCAAUAGCCUACGCAGCCCUUGCAGGUCUUGGUCCAGAGUAUGGCCUGUACUCUUCGCUCUGCGGAGGAUUCAUCUACACAAUCUUCGGCACAGUUAAAGAUCUGAAUGUGGCACCCACUGCUCUGAUAUCGUUGUUAACGUUCACGUACACUCACGACAGCAGCUUCGGACAGCCUCAAUCCGCUAUACUGCUGUGCUUCUUGUCCGGAAUCAUCGAAACGGGAUUCGGACUUCUGCAUCUCGGAUUCCUGGUGGAUUUCGUAUCGACGCCGGUCGUCGCUGGAUUCACGUCAGCCGGAGCCUUGACCAUCGCGGCUGCACAAAUCAAGAACAUGCUUGGCCUCAACUUUAAAGCAGAGACAUUUGUUAAGAUUAUGUACAAUGUUUUUUACCAUAUCAAGGAAACAUCGCUUUGGGAUGCAGCUUUAAGUAUAAUCUGUUGCUGCUCUCUGAUUAUGCUCAGAGAGAUGAAACGAUUCGGAAAUCCGAAUACUGAUAACAUCUGGAAGACGAGCGUCUGGUUCCUGAGCGUAUCCAGAAAUGCGCUGCUAGUUAUUAUAUGCGCCUUCACCGCUUUCCUUUUGAAAAAGCACGACCUAACACCGUUUUCACUGAUAAAGAACGUACCACAAGGACUGCCGCCUAUCCAAUUGCCCUUUAUCAUAUCAAAUGGCACGGAAACUUUCAACUUUAUAGAUGUUACUAGUGAUUUGGGAACUGGUAUCAUUGUAGUUCCACUUGUUUCGAUAUUGAGCAAUAUCGCCAUUGCCAAAGCUUUUGCUGAUGGAAAAGUAUUGGAUGCUUCUCAGGAAAUGUUAGCCGUCGGGCUAUGUAACAUUUUUGGAUCAUUUUUUGGAUCCUUUCCAAUAAAUGCUUCGUUCUCAAGAGCUGCCGUUAACAAUGCAAGCGGUGCAAGAACUACUUUUGGAGGAAUUUUCACAGGAAUUCUAGUGAUGUUUGCAUUAACAUUCCUGACUCCUUAUUUUUCGUAUAUCCCUAAGGCCACAUUAUCAUCGGUCAUUAUUUGCGCAGUGAUCUACAUGGUGGAAUUGAAACUGUCACGCCUGAUUUGGCGCAUCAACAGAAUUGACUUCUUUCCGCUGCUCGUAACUCUGGUUGCCUGUCUCGUGCUCAGCAUCGAAAUUGGAAUUGUGAUUGGCAUAGUGGUGGACCUCUUGCUUGUACUGUAUUAUACCUCCCGUCCUAAGAUCGAAACGGAAAUCAUCAAACAUGAAAAAAACUUCCAAUACAUGAAAGUAGUCCUAGUGGGAACGUUGUUCUAUUCGGCGGCCGAGUUUACCAGGGAUAAGGUCCUGAAGAUGAUCACGUCAGACAGUAAAUUUUUGGUUUUCGAUUGCGCCAAUCUGCGUAAGAUCGACUUUACUGCAGCCAAGGAAAAUAUUCAUAUUUUUCUUCAGUGUAUAGACGCUUUGAUCAAGGACUUGAACGAGUGGAAACCAUUAGUAGUCUUCCUAAGGCCGAAGACCGAGAUCGACUUUAUCCUUAGGAAGGCGAUAACCGACGCAAAUUGCUACUUCAUUAAGAAUGAUAAUGAACUAGAUACUCUAUUCGAUGAAAAAGCGAAUUCCGGUUACGAGUUAACCAGUGUUUGCGCGAACGAGGCUUAUGAAAACGAUGAUGAGAAAUUGUAGAAAUGUGAGGUGAAUCUGGGUGGAGACUCUAUGCAAUUAAGAAA
Molecule: messenger RNA, 2065 nt
Organism: Nicrophorus vespilloides
Lineage: Eukaryota; Metazoa; Arthropoda; Insecta; Coleoptera; Silphidae
Product: sodium-independent sulfate anion transporter-like
Exons: 11
Coding region: 237-2021 (594 amino acids)
Biological process (GO): transmembrane transport
Cellular component (GO): membrane
Molecular function (GO): secondary active sulfate transmembrane transporter activity
Source: RefSeq, a predicted model, not a curated record